AUGCAAAAAGUCAACCUUUCGAGGUCCGUGGUCGCCGUCUUUCUCACUACUGUGUUGAUUGUCAAUCGCAAGCGUGCCCUUGGUCCUUCAAUUCCCACGCUCGAUGCGCGUUGCCUCUGGAUGACAAAAGCACUGGCUCUACACGCAGAAUCUGCUCGGCAAGGUGUCGUCAAUAUUGAUCUUCUACUGAGGGGCCCGGCACGAGUGUGAUAGAGCCCCGCCUUUGUACAGCUUGAUGCGUCUUUCCGUCCACGGCACUGCUCCUCAACCAGUUCAGAAGGCAGAUGCGCAAGAUACAGAAGGAGCACUUUACUUCACUCCACGAUGCCGUACAGAUGUCACAGCGAGGAGGGCGAAAGCAAAGAUUGUUUGGUGCUCUAUACGCCUGUCGGGUCCCGUUGGGAGGAAACAGAGCGACGAAGCGAGCAGCAAUCCGAGGAUAUUCACGAACUAUCCGCAGAGGGCAAACAAGCGAUAG
Molecule: messenger RNA, 478 nt
Organism: Hymenoscyphus albidus
Lineage: Eukaryota; Fungi; Ascomycota; Leotiomycetes; Helotiales; Helotiaceae
Source: the annotation of a GenBank genome assembly